Cephus cinctus (wheat stem sawfly) is the source of this 1169-nucleotide messenger RNA. RefSeq names its product protein canopy 4 (gene CNPYb). Lineage: Eukaryota; Metazoa; Arthropoda; Insecta; Hymenoptera; Cephidae. Bases 229 to 951 code for a protein of 240 amino acids. The transcript is spliced from 6 exons. The record is from RefSeq and is a predicted model, not a curated record. Gene Ontology annotation, molecular function: signaling receptor binding. Gene Ontology annotation, cellular component: endomembrane system.
CAAUGGUUUCUUUAAUGAUGAAUAAUAUAUCCAGUGCCAUUUAAGAAGUCGCCGGCUUAACUGUUUGCAAUAAUAUUUUUUCUUAUAGUUUUUCUAUGGUCAUUGUUCUCGUUAUCAUUUUUUUACGUUAAUAGAAAAGAAGUCGAGUUCCGAUAAGCAUGCCAAGGUUCAUCAAUGAUAAAAAUCGAAUAUAAGGGUAUAAAGACAUAACAUAAGUUAGAGAAUAAAAUGGCCAAAGUUGUACAGUUUGUGUUAGCCAGUCUUUGUAUGAUUGGUGCUGUACUUGCUGGUUCGGAGGAAGAUGAAGGUGUCAAGUAUGCAAAUCAAUGUGAAGUGUGCAAGGUUGUUGCUACGGAGUUAGAAGCAAGGUUGGAUGAAACAGGAAAGACGCGUGAUGUACUUGAAAUUGGAUACUCUAUAGACGACAUUGCUCCUAAAAAGAAAAAGGAAUAUAAGAAAUCAGAACUGAGGCUGGUAGAAUCUUUAGAGAAUAUUUGUGAUCGGAUCCUUGAGUACAACAUACAUAAGGAACGCUCGGAUAGUUCAAGAUUUGCUAAAGGAAUGAGCCAAACUUUUAAAACUCUUCAUGGGCUAGUUGAUAAAGGAGUCAAAGUGGAGUUGGGUAUUCCUGUAGAACUUUGGGAUAAACCAUCUGUCGAAAUUACUACUUUGAAAACUCAAUGUGAAAAUUUGAUAGAACAGUAUGAAUCCGAUAUUGAAGACUGGUACCAUAAACUCCAGGGUGACGUACCUCUUAGCCAACACUUAUGUUCAGAACGAGCAUUAAAGGGUAAAGAUGAUACCUGUCUAAAAGAAAAAGGAGACACUGGACGCUCUGAUAACUCAGAUAAAGAUAAAAAGAGCAAGAAGAAGUCAUCAAAAUCAUCCGACGAAGAAGUAGCAGAUGGUAUUCCAAAGAACAAUCCUAAAAAUGCAAAGGAAGAACUUUAGAAACCAAGAAAAUUGAAGACUGUAAUUUAAACAAUAGUUCAAUCUUUAAUUGACCUCAUUUUAACUUACUAUAUAAUUUUUCGUCAAACGAUUGAAUUCGAUAGUCGUGUCAAAUCUAUGAUUGGUUAGUAAAGGUGUAUUCGUAACAAAAGAAGGUUUUAUCUUUUUUUCUAAAGUCACGAAAAAUAAUGUCAAAAUACAUAGCCUGCCUUUUGGUA